Nicrophorus vespilloides is the source of this 2488-nucleotide messenger RNA. RefSeq lists its product as uncharacterized. Lineage: Eukaryota; Metazoa; Arthropoda; Insecta; Coleoptera; Silphidae. The transcript is spliced from 5 exons. Bases 189 to 2243 code for a protein of 684 amino acids. The record is from RefSeq and is a predicted model, not a curated record.
UUGCGACAACCAGUCUUGUGGUUCGGCCAGUGUUGUUGUGUACGAGAGUGCGUGUUGUAACCCGUAUACAAAAAGGGGAAAGGAAAACUUAUUGCAGUUUCUGUUGUUGAUCUGAUCAUCAAGAUCUCAUCGUCGAAAGAAAAGCCGAUGUGCGUCGCGAAUUGACUAAAUAAUGAAGAAAAGUUAUUAUGGGUGUUCAGUGGAUUAUCGUCCAGUUUAUGGUGAUGGUGUGCUGUUCGGUGAUGUUUCUGGAUGGUGUAUCCGCGUACAAUUCCAAAAGGGAUUAUAGCGAUGAGGAAUUAUGUCUGCACUCGGCCUGCAAUUGCACCAAUACCGCAAAUUGGAAGACCAUCAAUUGCACCUUACAAAACACAGAGAAUUUACAAAUUAGGCAUGGAUCUAUCCCUGCAACCACCAUAGAACUAUCCAUAUCCGGAGGAAACAAGAUCGUCAUCUCCGAGCAAAGCUUUCACAUGCACAGAGGCUUCAAUUUGCUGAGGGUCGAAGGGGCUAAGAGCUUCGUGAUCAGCAAACAUGGCUUUAAUAAUCUGAACUCGACGGCGAUGGACCUACAGGUGCACGGCUGCGAAAGAUUCCUUCUAGAGAAGAACGCCUUCAAGAAUAUGGAGACGCCGAUCAGGGUUUCCAUAUCGAACACUGCGUUCGUCUCGAUCGAGAAUUCCGCCUUCGGUAGAUUGCAGGACGCUCGGUUUCAAGGCAUAAAGAAGCUGGUGUUCGCGGAAGGUGCCUUCACCUUCGAGAAUCAAGGGGACAACGGCAGACAUGGUCCUGUCACUAAUUUGUCGUUUAACAAUGUUAAAAUACCGGAGAUACCUCGUGCCACCUUUGUGUCCGCUCUGGCUUUGGUGAGCAUCCAGGAUUCGGAGAUUCAAAACAUCAAUAUGGAAGCGUUCAAGGCGACGCAGAUUAAUGAAAUCUACAUCAACCACACGACCAUCCAUAAAUUACGUUCGGGUGCUUUGAGCGAAGGCACCUUGAUCGUCAACUUCAUCCUAUCCAAAUGCUCGAUCAACGUGAUCGAGGAAUACGCUAUUUUGGCUGCCAUAACUAACCUGACCAUACAAUUUUCGAGUAUAACGGAAAUCCACACCGGUGCCAUAAAUAGCACGAUGAACGUGAACAUCAUGAUCUCGGAUAAUCAGAUCAACUCUCUGGCCAAGUCCAGUUUGGUCUUCAACAGUUGCAACCGAUUCGCCAUGGAGAAUAACAUCAUAAAGAUCUUGAAAGAAAACUUCUUGGAGGUGCCAUACAAGGAGGACGUGAUUGAGUUUGUGUUCGCUGGGAACGAAAUUCACGAUGCGGAACGAGGAGCGUUCGUCGCACUUCCGUUGCUGCAAAAGCAUUUGGUCCAUUUCAAAUUCAACAGUAAUUCUUUCAAGAAGACCUGCUACUGCAACAUUUCCGAGUGGCUUUCCGAGUUGCUCCUGAACCCGAACUCUUAUUACGUUUACGAUACCAGUUUCUGCACAGUCGACAACCUUCUGGCUCGGUGCUUCGUAUUGAAUGAAGGGCUGAUCAAUAUGAAGAACUUUACUGCGUUGACGUGCGGCUCGGGUAGCGACAUUCACUGCGAGCCGUAUCGCGGGGAAACCAAGAAACUGAACACUACAAAACCGUUCCUGGUAGGGGAGGAGGGCGACAAGAACAUCCACCAUUACGUGACCGCACUCAGCAUUCUCCUACUCUUAAUCGUAGUUAUCAUUAUAUACAUUUACGUUAUAAGGCCGAGAUGUCAGAGGCGAUCGAGCCUCGAGUACGAGGAGCAGGAGGUCGUCCCGCAGGACGGCGACUUGGAUUUAGAGCAUGUAGAUUACACAGACAUUCCUCCAUUAACUGAAGAGCUUCUGGUGCGAUUGCGCAAAGAACUGAACGAUCCGGACACUGCGGAGAACGCCGCGACGAUGAUACAGAAGCUGUACGAGGAAGUGGUGAAAACGGACAGGGUGAUCAAUAACAAUAGGCAGGACGAUGAGGCACAUCUGUACGAGGAAUUAGGGAACAUGCAUUCGGGUCAUCAUAGCACGCAGAUGAACAGGCCAUCGGUGAACGACUAUUCGGAACCCAAGGAUGCCGCUCACCACGUCUACACCGAGCUGAGGACAAGGGGCGAAGACAAAAGGGCAUCCCUAACAUCCACCGGAAGCAAAAUGGCCACAAGGCCUUUACCAGAACAACCCAAAGACGAGAACGAAGAGGCUGGCCCGUCGUCUUCUGCGCGCUGAUCUCCAAACAACCCCCUCACUCAGACCCACACCUCACCCAGUCAUCCUUCCCCCCCCAAUGUAAUUCCAAAUAAUAAUUAAAACGAGACUGUUCCAACGAUCGCAAGCGAAUUAAAAACACUUGCCCUAUCGGAAGCCCAAGGCAUUGUACAUAACAUAAAUAAAAUAUAAAUAUAAAAUUAUAUAUGUAUAUUUACACGUAAAAUGUCUUGGUCUUUGAAUCAACUGUGAUAAGUGGACACAAU